GCUCAGCAGCAUCUCGUCCUUCACUCAGUCAGUCUGUCAGGAGGUAACGGUUAUAAUGCGUUAAUAAGGGGGGUAUGUAGGACUGUGGAGGGCAGUUUGGGUUAGUUCGUGUAGUCAGUUGAGGGCAGCCAGCAUGUUCCCGGGGUUGUUAUACUCGCUGCUGGCGGGGUUUCUGGGCGCUGUAGCCUCGUCCUCGGCUAAACUGUCCCUGGGUUCGGAUUACCUGAAGGGAGUGUGUGAGACUGGGCUGAGGAACUGGGGGGAACCGAGGAGCUUCAUCCAUACAGACCAAAGCUCCACCUGUGAACGGCUGCACAUCCCCCUGCGGUUGCUCUGUGGUGGACUGCUGUUCACCUGUAAUGCUGUGAUGUGGACGUUCCUAUCAAAGGCGCUCAGGUACUCGUCCUCCUCCACCCGGACCACCGUUACCACCACCGCCUCCAACCUCAUCUCUUCUGUGUUCCUGGGGCAGCUGAUUUUCGGGGACAGUCUCAUGGCACUGUGGUGGGUCGGGGUCUCUCUCACUCUUUCCGGUCUCCUGGUGCUGCAGCGCUCCUCGUCCAUCUGCGCGCCCACGGAGAGCGCCAGAAAGGACGAAUGAGCGGCGAAAAUCAACCACGUGACCGACGGCAGCUUUCAAUCCAUUACGACAUGAGUAGAGUGGAAAUGAAUGGAAGCUGGAGAUGAUCUUGGUAACCAAGUUCUGUUAUUGUUAACUGAACGGAUGUAUAUAGUCAGACAGCAAUAACUGAUUGGUCAGUGACUGGUGAUACGAUCUACUGCAAUAUUCAAUACACAUAAUCUUAUUACCCGUUCGUGCUAUUUCGGGGAAGAAAAUAUGAAGACGGGAUUAAACCACGUCUUCAGAUCCAUGCAGAAAACACACAUCAUCCUGACCAACCUCAAUCAGCUCAGUCAAUCAUGGAAGUUCCAGCAGCCGUAACGUACAGACGGACCUGCUGCCAAGAUCAAACCUUAAAUACGGAUGUUCUGACGCAUUCGAUUGCUUACAUAUCGCCAACAAGAAGCACAGAAGAAAGAGCAACGGCUUAUGAACCAUCCCAACAUAUAGAUCACCAGAAUCCACAAUCGUUACGAUCACAAAUCCUUCCAGAUGUUCUUCCACCUCGUAUAUGGACACUGCAGAACCGUGAGGGAACCUACGUGUAAUACACGGUCUGUGGUGAAAGGUUAGCUGGUCACACCAAAGACUUUAAACGCUGGUUUAGCUGGUGAGAACGGCCAAACCAUUUCACCAUGUCUGAAAACCUAGGUAGAUGGGAUUGAAUUUUAAAAGGCGGAUUAUUAAAUGAUCCUAAUUAUUAUUUAUUAGGAUUUGAACGUCAUGUUUUACACUCUGGUUACGUUCAUGACAGGGACGGUAGUUACUCAGUACACAACAUUCAUCAGUUCACAAGUUUAAUAUCAAACACAGU
Molecule: messenger RNA, 1436 nt
Organism: Trichomycterus rosablanca
Lineage: Eukaryota; Metazoa; Chordata; Actinopteri; Siluriformes; Trichomycteridae
Product: transmembrane protein 42
Exons: 3
Coding region: 134-601 (155 amino acids)
Source: RefSeq, a predicted model, not a curated record